Messenger RNA from Rotaria sp. Silwood1, 2040 nucleotides. NCBI's taxonomy places the organism in Eukaryota, Metazoa, Rotifera, Eurotatoria, Philodinida, Philodinidae. The record is from the annotation of a GenBank genome assembly.
AUGGCACAAGCAAAAGACGCUAUCAAGAAGGCAACUCGAAAUAUUCAUGAUUAUGGUUUACUUUUAACAAGAAAUGAACAAAAUAAUGAAAGUACGACGCUUCUUUGGUUUGAUCCAAAUAUUGAAUUGCAAGAAGAUACAGAACUCACUAAGCAACAAUUGCGUUCCAUCAAUGAUUUUGUUACAUUUCACACUGAUCUUGACCAAUGUGUUACAUAUAUUCAGUCUAUUAACAAAGAAAAGAUUUUUUUAAUCACAUCAGGAUCAAAAGCAUCACAACUUCUACCUCUGGUCAAUAAUCUUUGUCAGAUUAUUGAUGUUUAUGUUCAUUUAGAUGACCUGUGUGCAUCCAUUCGACAACAAAUUGAUCUUUUUGAUAAACAAUUAGAAGUAUUUAGUGCUUUCGAUCAUCAUCAAAAAUCAACAAAAGAUCUUUCAAAACAAUCAGCCGAGUUUCUUUGGUUGCAACUCUUUCAUCAUCUCAUUAUUCGUCUUCCACCAAAUCAAGAAGCAAAACAACGAAUGAUUAAUGUAUGUCGGCACUAUUAUCGUGGAAAUACGAAAGAAUUGGAUUUGAUUGAUCAAUUUGAACGAGAAUAUCGUCCAGAAGACGCCAUUCGAUGGUAUUCAAUACAAUCAUUCGUCUAUAAAUUAGUCAACAAAGCAUUACGAACUGAAGAUCUUGAUCAACUGCAAACGUUUCGUUUUUUCAUCGGUGAUCUAUCACAAAGUCUUGCUCGUGAGCAUGAAAAGAUCCUUUCGUCUAAUAAUAAAAUAUUAACUGUUUAUCGAGGAGCCAAGUUAGAUAAAGUAGAAUUCGAAAAAUUGAAAGAAAGUCAAGGAAAACUUAUUUCAACUAAUGGAUACUUGUCAACUAGUCGAAGUCGAUCACAAGCAAUUAAAUUUCUACAAGCAAGAGCAAACAGGCAGUAUGUUGUUAAAGUUCUUUUUCAAAUCGAAUGCCAUAUUCAACAACUUGGUAAAAGUGUUGUCUAUGCUGAUAUUGCCUCUUUCAGUGACUAUCCACAAGAACAAGAAGUGCUUUUUGAUUUAAAUGCAGUGUUUCGACUCAACUCGAUUGAAGAACAAGAUUCAAUACAACUAAUUCACAUGAAUGCAUCAAAUGAGGGAAAAAAAAUUACAGAAGAUUAUAUCAAGUUGACACAAAUGGAAAUUAAAGAAAAAAGUGUUAUCAUUGUAUUUGGACGAUUGAUGUGUAGUCUAGGCCAAUAUGAUCAAUCACAAAAAUAUUUUGAAGAACUAUUGAAGGAGCCUAAUGGUGAAGAUAUCGCUUGGAUAGAAUUCAAUUUAGGUCAAGUUCUAGAUUAUAAAGGUCAAUGGGAACAAGCGAAAAAAUAUUAUGAUCAAGCAUACGAUCGAAUGAUCAAAGCAGAAUCACCAAGAAUCAAAGACUCAGCUCAAGUGCUCAAUAAUAUUGGUGGUAUUUUCUAUCGGCAAGGAAAAUACAAUGAAUCUCUCGAUUUCCAUCGACAAGCACUAAAUAUUCGAAAAGAAUUCUGUCCAUCUGAUCAUAUAGAAAUUGGUAAUAGCCUCAACUACAUCGGUCUUAUUCUUGAUCUUCAAGGAAAGUAUAGUGAAGCUUUAGACUAUCAUCAACAAGCAUUAAAAAUACGUGAGAAAUUCUAUCCAUCUGAUCAUGUCGAAAUCGCUGCGAGCCUUAACAACAUUGGUUUUGUUCUCCUUCAUCAAGAAAAGUACGAUGAAGCUUUGAAAUACUGUCGACAAGCACUGAAAAUACGCGAGAAAUUUUAUCCAUCUGGUCAUAUUGAUACUGCUAAAAGCCUCAACAAUAUUGGUCUAAUUCUCAAUAAACAAAAAAAGUACGAUGAAGCUCUGGAAUACCAUCGACGAUCACUGGAAAUGCGUGAGAAAUUCUAUCCACCUGUUCAUGCUCACAUUGCUAUCAGUUUUGACAAUAUUGGCUCUGUUCUCAGUCAUGAAGGAAAGCCAGUUAGUUCGUCAUGUUACUAUAUAACAUUUCGUAUUAAUUUCUCUGCAUAUAUUCAUCUUAAUAUUUAA